Messenger RNA from Effrenium voratum, 774 nucleotides. Lineage: Eukaryota; Dinophyceae; Suessiales; Symbiodiniaceae. The record is from the annotation of a GenBank genome assembly.
AUGGCCUAUGACACGAUCAUCGUCGAGAAGCGCGGUGAAGCCGGUUUGAUCACGCUGAACCGGCCAAAGGCCAUGAACGCGCUCAACAAGGCGCUGCUGGACGAGAUGAUCGACGCUCUUGCGGCGAUGCGCGACGAUGCCAAGAUCGGCGCCGUGGUGAUCACCGGCUCGCAAAAGGCGUUCGCCGCCGGCGCCGACAUCAAGGAGAUGUCGGAGUUCGCGUUCGCAAGCGCCUACAUGCACGAUGCGCUGGGCGGCUGGGAAACCGUGGCCGGGUUUCCCAAGCCGAUGAUCGCUGCCGUCAGCGGCUAUGCGCUGGGCGGCGGGUGCGAGCUGGCGGCCAUGUGCGAUUUCAUCAUCGCCGGCGAGAGCGCCAAGUUCGGACAGCCGGAAGUCACGCUCGGCAUCAUGCCGGGCAUGGGCGGCACACAGCGUCUGGCCCGCUCGAUCGGCAAGGCCAAGACGAUGGAUCUGUGCCUGACGGGCCGGAUGAUGGACGCCGAGGAGGCCGAACGGUGCGGGCUCGUGGCGCGGAUCGUACCGGACACGGAGUUGAUCGAGGAAGCCAUCAGCGCCGCGCAGAAGAUCGCCAGCUUCUCAUUGCCUUCGGUGAUGAUGGCCAAGGAGACCAUCAACCAGGCGUUCGAGACGGGCCUCGCCGAAGGGCUGCGGUUCGAAAGGCGGCUGUUUCACGCCAUGUUCGCCCUCGAGGACCAGAGCGAGGGCAUGGCCGCGUUCAUCGACAAGCGCACGCCGAGUUUCCGCAACCGGUGA